AUGUCCGUUGGUGAGGUGACCCCCUCCCAUCUGGUGUUGGUGCAUACCAUUGUACCUUCCCAGUCGGACCCCUAUAAGCACCCAAAUCUUGAUGUCAUCCAUGUUGUCGGGGUAAACCCAGAGCGACGGCUGGGACUAGACACCAUAAUCGGAAACUCGGUGUCUUCCAGGACAAGAGAGUAUGUCUUCGAAUGCAAUAUCGCACGUCUACUUCUUGGCGACUUAGCCUUCGGUGAAAUUGAGGAUCAGGCACUGCAGUUGUUGAGUGAUCUAGUGGCUGCUCAUGACGAAGGCGAAGCUAUCGCGAUCGCGUCAUCGCAGGACUCGCAAUGGCAAGAGAUCUUUUACAGCACUGUGCAGUUUAUAUGGUGGAGCUGCUUUCAGCGGAGUCGAAAUGUCCAGACGUUCGACAGGAAGCUCUCGCGGUUUCUGCACGCGCAUCAACAAAAUGCUCCAUGGGCUUGUCUGGCAACAUCCAUGUCAAUUCAAGCUCUCGCAGAGGCCUCGAUUGAAACGACGGAGGCAUUCCUUGCUUCUAGGGCCUCCCUACGUACCCGGAUGGUUAGCAUCUAUACCAAUGAGACUACGAACGGAAUGGAUACUGCUCUUGACUUCUUCACCGCUACCUUCGGUGUAUCCACUGAGAUCGCCGUGCAGGAGAAUCCACCUGGUGAGGACGGAUAUGUAUCUAGCUUGGAAGAAGUCGUGAGUUAUCGAAGAGAAAAUUGGGCAACCCACCCACAAUGGAUGGCCUUACAGCGAAUGCUUUUACCACUGGCAAUGCCGCAGCACCAGCAUACAGUUGAGCAACCGGAGACCUCGCCAAGAGCGUUGGAAUGUCAGGCGUAUAAAGACUGGGCUACAACACCGAGGACACCAGUCUUAUACAUUCAAGGCCGUGAUGGGGCCGCUUCCAGGUUUCUAGCGGACCACUUGGCUCUAUUCGAACAGAAAAAGCAGCAAGAGAAAAAGAAAUACGAGACUCCGAUACUAUCAUUCCGUUUCUCGUCCGACAACCCCAUGCGGGCCACUAUGCAUUCUGUGAUAUGCUCAGUCCUCAUCCAGGUCCUCACUGCUUUUGAACCUGAAAAUCUUCAUCUAGGUACUGAUCUGCUCCUGGACUUGUACCGCAUUCAAAAGGGAUGGACAUUGAAAGACCUUGGUAACAUCCUAGCAACUGUCCCAAUACAACGUUUACAGACCAGUGGCUUUCUAGUACUCCAUGAUGUCGAUGAAUGCGACGUGGCAAGCCGUAAAUACCUUUGGGGCCUAGUCCAGGGUCUCGCAGAUCGCUCAGAUUUGCCUAUCAAGGUUAUCGUGACAAGUCAACGCAGGCUGUCGUUACUGAUAGAUUCCGACAAAUCUAGCCUAUGGAACUUGUACGACUAUUCUGAAGACACCCCGGAUGUGCCUUUGAUCCCCAGGCUCUGCCCCGCGGGUUAUGGCGAGACUCGAGUGAAGACAGCUCUCCGUCGACUAGCCGAUAUGAAUCAAGCAAGCUUAGAACAGAUUGUCUGCCUCUUGCGGGGAUAUACGGGUUGGCCAGACAACCCAUCUUCGGCUGCAUGGUUUAGUUUCUGCACGCUUCUAGACACAAUCCAACCAUCGACGUCGCCGGCCACCGUGUUAGACCAGAUCCUCAGAACAGUCUCUGACCAAAUUUUAGGCCUACGAUGGAUUCUCCAAUGGCUAUUGUACGGACAUCGACCCCUAAGCGGCCCUGAACUCGGAUGGCUUUUGCACCAAUGUCACUGGGGCCCUGAAAAUCGGUGUAUGUCCAGUCCUGCCUCGAACGAGAUAGGGAAUUCUCUCCAGUUGAUGAAAUCAAAGUUAUCAGCAUUUCUACACUUUGGUUACAAUCGAGUUUGUGUCAGAGAUUCUCUCCGGGAUCUUCUUCUUGAAGAUGAUCCGAUCUACAUGUGGAAUGAAAUCAAACCUCUAGCCCACGAAACGAUCGAAUUUCUCACGUUCUAUCUCACACGCCCAGAAGUUCGUGAGCGGUUGACUAAGUUGUACGAUGAAUACACCUUGCUGUAUAAUGCUAGUGACAACCUCCUCACGCCUUCACUGCAGCCAGAUGGUACCGAUUUUAUUUUCUAUGCCGUAACGGCAUUUCCAUACCAUCUUGACAGACACCCUGAAUUUCUGCAAAACCUGGGGCCUAUUUUCGAGUCACAAGAACAGCCUCUCACCCCCUGGGCACGGAUGUAUUGGGCAAUGCACAACCCUUUCUCACGGCCUUCGGAACCGAUAGACUCACCCGUCGCUGCUCUUCUCCGGACGACUCUCAGUGUACGCCUCCGUGAAGCAUUAAUCAGCGCGAUGGAUGCCCGGUUGAUUCGCACGGAAGUAUCCAACGCACCUCAAGAGUCGAACGAUGUCACUACGAUGCAUCUUCUGGCUCAUGCCAUGUCUGUGGGGCACGAAAAAGCUGCUUUGGAACAUGUGCGGCGUACUCUCCCUAGCAGAGCUAGUCAUGGUAAGGCCCCCGAUGAUGAGAGCAUCUCAGUUUCAAAAGGCGCGCUAGAGGAUCAUGCUUGGCACUCGAGGCUAUUAUGGAGAGCAACGUGGCUCAAUAUGGAUCAACUCGUUGAACUUCUCCUAGAGACUGGUGUCCCUCCGGACCCUGAGGACGUGGUAUUCGCGCGAUGUCACUCUCCCCUGUAUGUGGCGUCGGCUAAAGCAAAUACACGUGCCUUAGAAGUGGGCGAGGUAGGUGUUAUGUACGCCGCCGCCGCUGCGUACGGGCACAGCGACACCGUCCGCGCUCUGGUGGCUGCAGACCGAGCGUUUAUGGAGCUGCAUCAGCCUCACACUGCUCUCUACAUAGCAGCCAACUGGGGACAAUGGCGAACAGUGGAAACACUUCUCGACUUAGGAGCCAAAGCUGACACCAACACCGCAGCGGGGGGUUGGACUCCCCUUAUCAGCGCAUCUUGCUCCGGCUACAUCCAGACAGUCCGGACUCUCCUGGAGCAUGGGGCGAAUCCUAAUCUCUGCGAUCUCGAGCAAGAUCCUCCUCUUUGGUUCGCUGCGUUGCUCGGCGAAAGCGUCGAGUGCGUUCGAGCCCUCCUCGAGCACGGCGCAGACCCAAAUCAUGAGCUUCUGCAGUCUCCAUUGGCGACUGAGAUCUGCGGCGCGUCCGAUAUUAGCACGGAAACACAGAUUGCACUUUUGGAUUGCCUUGUCCAUAGCACGCCGGGAAUUGACCUUGACAGAGCAGACCCGGACGGAACGACAUGCUUGAUGUGGGCCGCCAGUGGCGAUAACACUGCUCUGGUCGAAUGGCUCCUUGCUCAUAACGUCGAUGUGUGCGCCACAGAUGAAAAAUUGCGUACCGCACUAUAUUACGCCGUUGUGAACGGCAAUCAGCAGACUAUCCUCGCGCUCCUCGCGAAGGGGUCCCCAGUGAACAAUGUGACCAGUGACGGGGAGACGCUGCUGCAGCUCUCCGUGGGCAAGGGUGUUGAGCAAAUGAGUCUGCUGCUGGAUGCUAAGGCUGACAUCGAGCUCGAGAAUGGGAACAACCUGACUGCUCUCAACACAGCGGUUGUCGCCGAGAAGCCUGACGUUGUGAAACUGCUUAUCGAGAGAAAGGCUAAUAUUCACCAUCGGGAUGGCUACGGUUGGAGUCCUAUUCACGACGCUUCCUAUUAUCGUCCCAACGUCGAGGUCGUUCGGCUCCUUGCCAACGCAGUGAACAGUGGUAAAACCCCUCUGCAUCUUGCUGCCAGCGACGCCCGGCCGGAUAUAGUGGCAAUCUUGCUAGAGUAUCACGGUGCUCUCGAUAUAGAGCAACGUACCGAGAACGGCGAGACUCCACUUGUCCACGCCGUGCUGGGUAACAACUUGGAAUGCGUUCGGCGUCUAUUGCAAGCAGGUGCAAAUAUCAAUGCACAGUGCCAACAGGGUUGGACACCACUCAUGAAUGCCAUAUACCACAGCCAAUCCGACGAGAUGACAAGGCUUCUUCUGUCUCAACCCGGGGUAGAUAUACAUCUUUUUUCUCCGAAGAACGGAGCCGCUUUACAUUUUGCCUGCACGGUCCUUAACUUUACCAUGGUCACCGAGCUCCUUGAUAGAAGGGCGGAUGUAAACCAGCAGGUUCUCGGCCUUAGAUCGACGCCUAUCAGGGCAGCUUGUCUACCAGAGAAUGCACCGGACUCCGAUUCUCGCCAUGCGAACCUCGACAAGAUUGACCAAAUUGUUCGAACCCUAGUAGCUCACGGAGCCGAUGUGCAUGCCAUGUCUGACACUCCCAUAUCCACUCUUUUGUGUGCCGCUGCUUUGAAUUCGGGGCCCAGCACAAUAAACUACCUCAUCAGCGAAGGUCUUUCGCUCGACCAGCAAGACUGUGUUGGUAGACUCCCCGUUCAAUACGCCGCCGCCAAUGGCCUUGAGAGUUUCGAAGCAGUACUUCGUGACGACAGCGAGCUCCUGACGGAAGACAUCGCAGGGAAGACCGCCCUCCACUGGGCCGCCCAGUUCGGGCAUGUGCGAACACUGGAGUCAAUCCUGGCCCAUGCACGCUCACCACAGGAACGGGCCAAGUGGGUGAACCGACCCGAUAUUGAUGGCUGGACUGCACUCUGCUGGGCGCUUCGCCCCUGUACAGUCGUAAGUGUCGUACGGUCAUACGGUGAACCAUACGAUCUCACCGGCAUCGUGCAAGCCCUGCUCGAUGCCGGUGCUGAUGUGUCUAUCUCAUGUCGCAUGGGUCGAGAAGACGAAAGAUUCACAGCUUUGGAGCUGGCCCAACUACAUGAUGUCCCGGCGGAAGUAAUCCGCCUUCUCGGCAAGCCCGAAGUCACGGAUUCCACGGAAGACAAGACCACAAUCUGGGGACCUGUGAUAGAGUGCCAGACCUGCCCCAACUUUUCCGUGUGUAAAAAAUGCCAUGGGCGGAUCGACCUCUACCACGGGCAUGUCAAGCAGGAAACUGGAGAGCCACAUGAGUUCAAGGUCAUCAUUGAAGCGCUACCGGAAAUACGAGAGCAAUCAAAAGCUAGCGAUCAGCCGUUGAGUGCCGAUGUAAGAGUUGGCCCCGAGGGAGUCAAUGCGCCGGAUGGGACACAGCUUGAUCAACCCACCAUAGUGAAUGACAGUGUCAUGGAUGCUAUUAUGAGCUUUUCGAUGGACGACAAUAUUGGGGGGAUUGAGACGGCCUCAUCUUGA
Molecule: messenger RNA, 5175 nt
Organism: Aspergillus terreus NIH2624
Lineage: Eukaryota; Fungi; Ascomycota; Eurotiomycetes; Eurotiales; Aspergillaceae
Exons: 9
Coding region: 1-5175 (1724 amino acids)
Biological process (GO): proteolysis
Molecular function (GO): protein binding; aspartic-type endopeptidase activity
Source: RefSeq, a predicted model, not a curated record